CAAAAUUAAAGAAAAAUAUCCCCCAAAACCAAAACCAAAACUUUUUCUCUCUCUCUCUCUCGCACACACACAAUCUCAUCUUCGUCACUCUUUUGCGUAAAAGAACAAAAGAGAUGGGUACGAUAAACCAAGGUAUAAGUUUUUUUGAUGAAUCGCAAACAAUCAUAAACCCUAAUAAUAGUAACCAUCUAGGUUUCUUCUUCUCUUUCCCUAGUCACUCUUUAUCUUCAUCAUCUUCUACGUCUUCGUCUUCUCCCUCUUCUCUUGUGUCUCCAUUUCUAGGUCAUCACUCCUUAAACUCUUUUCUUCACAGUAACCCCUCUUCUUUCGUAAAUCAGCCUCAAGAUCCCAUAAAUCUCAUGGCGAAUCUCCCCCAAACCCUAAUCUCGUCUUUGUCCUCCUCAAAGCAAAGGGAUGAUCAUGAUGGUUUUCUUGAUCUCGAUCAUCAUCGUCUUACCGGUGGUAGAUCGUCCCAAAGGCCCUCGCCAAAUCCAUGGGCAUGGAGUAGUCAAGCGGGAUACGGAUGUAGCCAGAAAAACAACCAUGGAAGCGAGAUUGAUAUUGAUGACGAUGAAAAUGAGGUUGGCCAUGGUGGAGGAAUAAAUGAUGAAAUCAAUGAUCAUCAUAAUCAUCAUGAUACUGCUCGUCGUCAUGAUAAACAUAACACGGCGUCGCUAGGCGUAGUUUCUUCCCUGAAGAUCAAGAAGCUUAAGACAAGAAGGAAAGUGAGGGAACCUCGGUUUUGCUUUAAGACACUUAGCGAGGUCGAUGUCUUAGAUGAUGGAUAUAGAUGGAGAAAAUAUGGCCAGAAAGUUGUCAAAAACACCCAGCAUCCCAGGAGCUAUUACAGAUGCACACAAGACAAGUGUAGAGUGAAGAAGAGAGUGGAGAGAUUAGCAGAUGACCCAAGAAUGGUAAUCACUACUUACGAAGGAAGACACCUUCACUCUCCUUCUAAUCAUCUUGACGACGACUCUCUCUCUUCCUCUCACCACUCUCCUCUCUCCAACUUCUUCUGGUGAUUUAUCAGUUUUGUUUUCUUUUCUGUUGAAUCAACCAAAAUUAAAAAAAUCAAUCGACCUUUCCCACAACUAAUUAUCGUAUUAUAUUAAUCAAUACCUAGAUUAAUUAAAAAAAAAUAUACCUAUAUAUAUGUUCUCCUUAAUUAGGGAAAAAUGUACGAUGCUUUAGUAUGUGUAAUGUGUUUCGGUUUGUGUUUGUAAGAUGAUUUAUAUAUGCACCGUUUCCAAAUGAGGAUUAUAUAUGUGAAAUGAGUUCCGAGAGGACUCUUUUUAUAUAUAGUUGACUUAAAUUUUAUAUUUUUAUUUUUGU
Messenger RNA from Camelina sativa (false flax), 1332 nucleotides. It is a transcript of the gene WRKY13, whose product is annotated as WRKY DNA-binding protein 13. Gene Ontology annotation, molecular function: sequence-specific DNA binding; DNA-binding transcription factor activity. Lineage: Eukaryota; Viridiplantae; Streptophyta; Magnoliopsida; Brassicales; Brassicaceae. The record is from RefSeq and is a predicted model, not a curated record. Gene Ontology annotation, biological process: regulation of DNA-templated transcription.